Molecule: messenger RNA, 938 nt
Organism: Drosophila suzukii
Lineage: Eukaryota; Metazoa; Arthropoda; Insecta; Diptera; Drosophilidae
Gene: Ms
Product: neuropeptide receptor myosuppressin
Biological process (GO): multicellular organism development
Cellular component (GO): extracellular region
Molecular function (GO): hormone activity
Source: RefSeq, a predicted model, not a curated record
GACAUCAUUCGAGUGCUUGCGUUCAACAAGUCCAGCAAACGGAGCAGCAACUGAGCCAGUGACAAAAACUAUCAAGUUCAUAAUUCAAGUUCUCUUUUUGUGGAAACACCCAAAUCUCAAAGCCCUCAUCAGCAUGUCCUUCGCUCAGUUCCUUGUCGCCUGCUGCCUGGCCCUCGUCCUCUUGGCCGUGUCCAGUACCGGGGCCGCCGUCCAGGGACCUCCUCUGUGCCAGACCGGCAUCGUCGAGGAGAUGCCUCCGCACAUCCGAAAGGUGUGCCAGGCCCUGGAGAACUCUGAUCAACUGUCGUCGGCCCUCAAGUCCUACAUCAACAAUGAGGCAUCUGCUUUGGUGGCCAACUCCGAUGACCUUUUGAAGAACUACAACAAACGUACGGAUGUUGAUCACGUUUUCCUGCGGUUCGGCAAGCGUCGUUAAGGACUCCAGCUUAGAGGACACCACCAACCCCAUUUGAUCCCGACUUGAGACCACGACACUGGACCUUGACCACAAGCGGCGGAAUCGUUUCUAUUAGCACAAAGCACAGCACUAUUUUGACGUUUUCAGCAUAAUUAUGUAAACGUAAUCAAUGGAAACUCAGAACUUUACUCAAUUGGAAGCUCUCUAGUUCAUUAAAUAGCAAAUCGAUGUGUCCAAUGUUUCUAUAAAAAAAAUCGAAUACAUAUUUGUACAUACUCAAAGACCCCCGAAACGUUCUGAAAGUUGUUCCCUUGGUUUUAAUUCAAUUUUAGGUUUUUCUUUUCCCAUUGAGGAUUUUAUUAAUGUUAUUAAAACUUAUAAUACGUAUUUGCUACAGUUAAAAUAUCUCACACAUAUUUCCCUAGCAUGAAGCACUAUUAUUAAAUAACCAACAAAUGUUUUUGAAUUCGACCUAUAAUUUCUGAUAUUUAUGUUAAUAAAGACAAACUUUUCCUCUCAA